This is a messenger RNA of Condylura cristata (star-nosed mole), 6140 nucleotides long. RefSeq names its product oxidation resistance 1 (gene OXR1). Gene Ontology annotation, cellular component: nucleus. The record is from RefSeq and is a predicted model, not a curated record. Gene Ontology annotation, biological process: response to oxidative stress. NCBI's taxonomy places the organism in Eukaryota, Metazoa, Chordata, Mammalia, Eulipotyphla, Talpidae. The coding region runs from base 281 to 2896 and encodes 871 amino acids. The transcript is spliced from 17 exons.
GGCUGCGUCAGGCUGAGCCCAUUCACCGCGCGGCCGCAGGAGCGCAGCGCCAGCGCCGCGCCGCCCAACCCCGCCGAGAGGGGCGCACUCGCAGCCGUGGGCCCCGCGGCGCUCUCCGCAGCCCCCUCCUGGCGACCCGCAAGUCUCAUCAAACUGUGGGUAACUAAGUGGCUUUUGCAUCAUCCUGAAAGCAGAGCUAAAAUCCCUAGUGUUCUUGGCUACUUGAUCUACUCAUAACCUGUAGUGAAACCAAGAGAAGACUUCUCCACAAAUCGCUACAAUGUCUGUUACAAAUUUAUCAUGGUUGAAGAAAAAGUCCCAGUCGGUGGAUAUCACGGCUCCAGGGUUCAACCCUUUGGCUGGUGCAGGAAAGCAAAUGCCUCAAGCCAGCAAGCCCCCCACACCUAAGACCCCCAUUAUUGAAGAAGAGCAGAACAAUGCAGCAAACACACAAAAGCAUCCUUCCCGGAGGAGUGAACUGAAGAGGUUCUACACCAUCGACACUGGCCAAAAGAAGACCCUAGACAAGAAAGAUGGGAGACGAAUGUCUUUUCAGAAACCUAAAGGAACUAUUGAAUAUACUGUUGAAUCGAGGGAUUCUUUGAAUAGUAUAGCCCUGAAAUUUGAUACAACACCCAACGAACUUGUUCAAUUAAAUAAGUUAUUCUCCAGAGCAGUGGUUACUGGACAGGUUUUAUAUGUUCCUGAUCCUGAAUAUGUCUCCAGUGUUGAGAGUUCUCCAUCUCUAAGUCCCAUAAGUCCUCUGUCACCAACAUCAUCUGAGGUUGAAUUUGAUAAAACUACUACUAAUGCUGAUGUAGUCCAUCCAAAAGAACCAAUUCCUUCAUCUACUUCUACUGGUAUUCGGCCUGCACGAGUUGUAUCUUCAACUUCUGAAGAGGAAGAAGCAUUUACCGAAAAAUUUCUUAAAAUUAAUUGUAAAUAUAUUACCAGUGGCAAGGGCACAGUCAGUGGUGUGCUGCUAGUUACACCAAAUAAUAUAAUGUUUGAUCCUCAUAAAACUGACCCUUUGGUUCAAGAAAAUGGCUGUGAAGAAUAUGGUAUCAUGUGUCCAAUGGAAGAGGUGGUGUCAGCUGCAAUGUACAAAGAGAUUUUGGAUAGCAAACUAAAGGAGUCUUUACCCGUAGAGCUAGCUCAGAUUUCAGGAAAGGACUUCUGCCAUUUAAAGAAAAUUACGAGAAGUAAUACUGAUGAAAUAGACUCAAGAAUCCGUGAUGCAGGUAAUGAUAGUGCCAGCACUGCUCCUAGGAGCACAGAGGAGUCUCUCUCUGAAGAUGUGUUCACUGAAUCAGAACUCUCCCCUAUUCGAGAGGAGCUUAUCUCUUCAGAUGAGCUGCGACAAGAUAAAUCAUCUGGUGCGUCAUCAGAAUCUGUGAAAACUGUCAAUCAGACUGAAAUAGAAUGUUUGGCGGUUAUACCAGAGUCUUCUGGUAUGCCUAAUCACUUAAAAUCCUCUUCUGGACAGUCCACAAAUGAAGGUGGAACUGUUCCUCAAAAAACUGAUGUAAAUAAUCUUGAAGUGGCCACUAAGGAAGGAGGUCAGGCUACAGAAAAUUUACAAGAAAUAUCAAACCUGAAAGAAAGAAGUACAAGUACAAAAGGUAACACAGACCAGGAUAUUAAGGAGAAUUCACCACAGCAAGAGGCUAUACAAGAAAAUAUGCCUUGUAGAGAAGCAGCAGAAUUUAAACAAAAGCUAACUGUCCACAAAGCCAAACAAGGAAAGGAUCAAAAUCAGGACUCAGAGACAGAGGUAGAAGAGCUACGGAAACUCUGGAAAACUCAUACUAUGCAACAAACUAAACAACAAAGGGAAAAUAUUCAACAGGUGUCACAAAAAGAAAUUAAGCAUAAAAUAGCAUCUGCAGAUAGAGAAGGUCCUACACUUUUAAAAGAAAAGAAAAGGCAUCGAUUACAUAAGUUCUUAUGUCUCAGAAUUGGAAAACCAAUGAGGAAAACAUUUGUAUCUCAAGCAAGUGCAACAAUGCAACAAUAUGCACAGAGAGAUAAGAAACAUGAAUAUUGGUUUGCUGUACCACAAGAAAGAACGGAGCACUUGUAUGCCUUCUUUAUUCAGUGGAGUCCAGAAAUAUAUGCAGAGGAUACUGGUGAAUAUACUAGAGAACCUGGAUUCAUAGUAGUAAAAAAGAUUGAAGAGUCUGAAACAAAUGAAGAUUCUACUAAUGAAGCAGCAGCCAGAGAAUGGGAGGUAGUGUCAGUGGCUGAGUAUCACCGCAGGAUCGAUGCUUUAAAUACUGAAGAACUGCGCACACUCUGCAGACGCCUCCAGAUUACUACGAGGGAAGAUAUAAAUUCAAAGCAGGUUGCUCCAGUGAAAGCAGACCUGGAGUCUGAAUCUUUUCGACCAAACCUAAGUGAUCCUAGUGAACUUUUACAACCAGAUCAAAUUGAAAAGCUUACCAAGCAUCUUCCACCAAGAACAAUUGGCUAUCCAUGGACUCUUGUUUAUGGCACUGGGAAGCACGGCACAAGCUUGAAGACCCUCUAUCGCACAAUGACAGGUUUAGACACUCCAGUGCUGAUGGUCAUUAAAGACAGUGAUGGGCAGGUUUUUGGUGCAUUAGCAUCUGAACCAUUUAAAGUGAGUGAUGGCUUUUAUGGUACAGGAGAGACUUUUGUCUUCACAUUCUCACCAGAGUUUGAGGUCUUUAAAUGGACAGGUGAUAAUAUGUUUUUUAUCAAAGGAGACAUGGAUUCACUAGCUUUUGGUGGUGGAGGAGGAGAGUUUGCCCUUUGGCUUGAUGGAGAUCUCUACCAUGGAAGAAGCCAUUCUUGUAAAACAUUUGGAAAUCAUACACUUUCUAAGAAGGAAGAUUUCUUUAUCCAAGACAUUGAGAUCUGGGCUUUUGAAUAAAUAUAAUACUCUGUGUCUUAGCAGGAAAAUCGCCCAAACCUGACAUAGACAAGCUUUAUUUAGAAAGUUCAAGAAGCAAUACAACGUAACAUGUCACUCAUGCUUUGAAGUUAGUCUGCAUCAACAUUUAUUACAGCUAUAAUUUUGGGAUUUAGUUUUUAAAUCAUGUUUCUGUCCUAGAGUUCAUUAAGUUUUUAAACCACGGCUUGUGUCCACGCAGGAUGACAACUUGGGGUUUGUCAGAUUUGGGCAGCAUUUUGAUCAUAGUGGCCAUUUCAUCUACAAUCCAUGUCAUUUUAGUCUAAUAUGAUGGUGCUUUUUUGUUGAAUCUAUUUUGGUUUCUUAUUUUUAAAACUACAUUGUUUUAUUAGGGCAGUCUAGUUGGGCAUUGAAGAAAUUAAGACAAAACAUAGUUGUGAUCUGCAAGCUCUGGCCCACGUAACUCUUGGACAUGUUCAAUUCUAAUGAAGUCAUUCUAAUGAAGGGAAAAAACACAUGCCAAGAUAAUGCAUACUUAGUAGACCACUAAGUUUUAGUUUAAAUUCACACUACCAUAUUCUCUUUGUUAAUUUUGCAGGUAUUCUCAGUUUCAUUAUAGUAAAAAUGAAAUUUGAGUAGAAAUCUAAUUUAGUAUAUCACAAUGCACAUGAUCUGCAGGUUUGGGCAUAAUAUUUUUAUUAUUGAAUUAUCUGAUAGAAUUAUAAAAUGACAAAGGAGAAUGAGAACUUGAUGAUUCUGCUGGGUUUAAUAUAUCAAGCAAGAAAAUAUAAUAUUUACAUAUUUGUAGCUUAGCGCACAGGGCAUUAUCAUAAGUACAAAAACUAUGAACAGAUGCAUAUUUCUUCUCAACAUAUUGUGUCAGAAUUACUGUUUUAUAGUUCUGUUGUUUUAGCCUUGUUGCACACAAACUUCCAAACUGUAGGUUCCUAUUCAAAAAGAAAAAAUAAGUUGUGAUUUUUUUUGAGUGGUAUAUGUUAUGAAUUCCAUUAGCAUUUGCUCUUAUAAAGGGCAAUGAUUAUAGUAGACACUAUUGUAACUCAGUAGACUUGUUGAAUAUGCAAAUUUACUGUCAAGUGACCUCAAAAAAAAUGAUAGAAUAUACUAGUAGUUCUUACCCUCUUUUGUAGGAAAUCAGUAAUAAGCCAUUGUGGCAAUAAUUCAUCAGUUAAUUUCAAAGCUUCAUGUUAUGCAAAAAAAAAAAAAAAUCCUGCGCUGUUAUACAUGUGACAGUGACUUUGUGCUGAAAUUUCAGCUAUUCCAGAUGAACAUUGUAUAUUAUCUUGUAAAUUAAUGUUUAAAGGUAGUUUUGUUCUUAUAGAAAGUGUUGAUUGCCAGGUUGCUUAUAGCACUUUAAAUUAUUAUAAAAAUGAAAUUAUAAGCCAAAUAUGUUGGCUUACGUAGUUUUAGUUGAAUAGCACUUGAAUAUAUUUAGGUCUUUUGAAACAAGUUUAGAUAAUUAUCUAAAGAAAGCAUAAUGCUAAUGGAAAAGAAAGUCUGAUGUUCUAUUUAAUAUGCUAUUGCUGAAUAUGAAUAAGAAAUGCAAGGCAUCAAUUCCUUGUCUAUGUAAAGUUCUCAUUACAAAUUAGUAACAGUAUAUAGAUUAAAUGUUUACAGUGUAGGGAAUUGUAAAUAAAUAACAGUUUUUCCCCCCUUGGUCUUCCACAGCAGUAUUAUUGUCUUUGUGGAUUUGACUAAUAGUUAAACAACAACAAAAAAUCCUGUAUUGGAUUUUAGUUACAAAAAGGUCAGAGUGUGGUGUAUACAAAAUAAAACUAAAUACAUAUAUACAAAUUUGAGUUUGGAUUUCUUUAGUAAUCAGGUUAUUUUCAUAUCUAAUAAAUUUUUGUUUAAGUAUCUUUUACAUGUAAAAUGCUUCAAGUAGCUUUUGUUGCUGUUGUGGUAGUAGUGGUAGCGGUGGUGGUGGUAAUGAUGGAAGGAUGCAUUCAAGGUGGAGCACUGGCAUUUGAUAUUUUGAAAUUACAUUAUUGUCUUUUUUGAUGGGAUAUAUAUAGAGAAAGGUAAGUCUAUGUCCUGAAGAGCUUUGUUAUGUGCGAUGUCAAGAAAUUUGGGGGUUUUUUGUUUGUUUGUUUCAUGACAGCAAUGAAAAAAAUUUAAGUGGAAGAAUGACAUCUGAUUUGUACUUUAGGAAGAUCUCUGAAAAACUUUAGAGAAGAAAGUGAGCAAGACUCUGAACAAGAUAGUUGUGAAGUUCAGAGAACAGUGAAGGGACCUGAAUGACAAUAACUGCAAUUAUAAUAAAGAAGAAUGUAUGAUUGCAAAAGGGAUUUAGAAGUUAGGAUUAAGUGGAUUUGGUUAUUAGAUGUCAGAGUUAAGGAUAGCUCAGAUCUUUUACUUAGGAGCUGGGUAUAUUAUCAAGAUGAGUGAUAUGCAAAGAGGAGAAAAAAAAAGCAAGUUAUGGUGGGGAGAUUAAGUUAGAUAUAGUAUAAUGUCAGAAGUUGGAGAUAAGAUUUUUUUUUGGAGGGGAGAGGAAGUUUUUUUUGUUUUUCUGAUAGAUGACAAAUAUAAAUCAUCAAUACACAAAAAUAGAAAACAUGAGAAUAGUAAAAAUUAGGACACUUAGCAUAACUAAGAAAAAGAAAGAUUACCUUUAAGAAUUUUUAAAGGAGACAUCAUUACAGUUUGCCUAAACCAUGAAGUAAUAAGCUAUUAUGAACAACUUUGCAUACAUCAGUAAUCUUGACAAUAUAGAGAAGUAGACAAAACAUUUCAUGAAACAAUUUAUUAUGCCUAAAACACAGAAAUUGAAUCUCUUAAUUUAAAAAAUAAUAGUCUGCCUACAAAAAAGAAAAAAAAAUCCAGCACCUCUGCUAGGUAUUUUUUGUACAAAAAAAAAAAAAAUAUUUAUAUGGUUUACCAAUUUCAGAGGAAACCUUUCAAGUACUAGAAAAAGGAUGCUGUGCUCCGAGACCAGCAUGACCUCAAUACCAAAGUUUUACAGUCCUUACCCUUCAAAAAGUGCAAAAUUAUUUUAAUGAGCAUAUAUUAGAAAUCCUAAAUGAAACAAUCAAAAUAUAUUGUUUGCAAUAAAUAAAGAAUAUACAUUAUAACUAAUUGGAUUCAUUCCAGGAAAGUAAGUGUAGUUCAUAUUUUUGAAUUGGUAUUAAAUGCCAUGUGUUUUGAAAAAAGAAAAAUUCCAUGAUCCUCUAGAAGCAAAAGAAACAUUUGAUUACUUUAGAUGUCCAUUUAUGAUUUAUACACACACACACACACACACACACACACA